This is a messenger RNA of Moneuplotes crassus, 1221 nucleotides long. The record is from the annotation of a GenBank genome assembly. Lineage: Eukaryota; Ciliophora; Spirotrichea; Euplotida; Euplotidae.
UCUUAUAUUUUCAUAUGGUUUUCCUAGUAGGAAGAACACUCAUUUCUCCAAAACAGCAACAGAUCACUUAUAGAGGUAAUUUAAGUACCGAAUUUAGGGUGGUUUCUUGAGUCUUUAAGAAUGACUUAUUGGUCUCAAUUUUUAGGACUUUGUUGAUAUCAAUCAAAGAACGAACGUAGCAAAACUAUAUAAAAGAUUUUGCCUACUACUUAUAAUAAUAUUUUAAAAUGAUAGAUAAUGAGUUUACUGUCAAGAAGGUUAUUGGAAUGGGAGGAAGCUCCAAAGUGUUCCUCGCUCUCAACAAGGAGGGUCAGAAGGUCGCCAUCAAGGCGAUAAGGAAGGACAAGAACUAUAAGCGAGCUACUGCUUGCAAUAUGCUUCAGAGGGAACAUGACAUGCUUGAAAAAUUAGUGGACCAUCCCAACAUUAUUUCACCCCUUGGGUGAAAUUUUGAUGGGGAAGCUGAGAUGAAUGGAGAAGUUGAGCCAGUGAUGUACAAUGUCCUUGAGUAUGCUCAUAAUGGGGCAUUAUCACGGUUUGUGAGGUACACUGGAGGAAUUGAAGAAGAAAUUUCCAGGUUAUUCAUCCUUCAGAUCUGAGAUGCUAUCCAAUUUAUUCAUAAUCAGGGAUUUGCACAUCUAGAUAUCAAAUUAGAAAAUAUUCUACUGGAUGAAUUUUUUAAUAUCAAAGUAGCCGAUCUAGGAUCUUGAAUAAGUGUGUCUGAGAAUGGUGGCUUAAUCAAGAAUAGAAGAGGAACAGCUUUGUAUAUGGCACCGGAGGUUGCUUCAUUAAAGCCAAAGCAAAAAUUUAAUGGAAAGGCCGCCGAUAUUUAUUCACUUGGAGUUACGAUAUACCUCCUAUUAACCGGUGAAUUUCCGAAUUUACAGGAAAAAGAAAAUACUUCGAUUACCACUGGUUCAGAUUCAUCUGACAUAGAAAUGAAGGACGAGAGUCAAAAACCUCUUGAAAAAUUCUCCAAGCUUUCUGAGCCAAUGAAAUACCUUCUCCAAAAGAUGCUUCACUCAGAUCCUAGCGAACGACCUACCAUCACCGAGAUUCUCUCCUACCCAGACUUAUGCAGACCAGUCGACUCACUACUAAUCUCAGAUGCAUUCUCAGAGAUGACGUACCGUAAAAAGUACAUUCUCUCCUACUGUAAGACUUCUGGGGAAGGGUCUUCCAGACACAUUAUUCCUUAACCUUAAUAAGUUAACCAACUUU